Gadus chalcogrammus (walleye pollock) is the source of this 1984-nucleotide messenger RNA. Its product is annotated as adhesive plaque matrix protein-like. Bases 53 to 1837 code for a protein of 594 amino acids. Lineage: Eukaryota; Metazoa; Chordata; Actinopteri; Gadiformes; Gadidae. The transcript is spliced from 3 exons. The record is from RefSeq and is a predicted model, not a curated record.
GAGUUGUAGUGGCAGGCUCACAGGCGUACUACAGUUGCUCGCCACCUCAACCAUGGCUUUAAUAAUGAGGGUACUUCAAUUGUCUCUACUCCUUGAUGUUGGGUGUCAAGUGUAUGCUUACAGGAUCGGAUAUGCUGAGCCGGAGAUGCCUACGUAUGGGCUGCAGCAGCCUCCUAGCUACAAGCCAGAGCAACCUCCUAGCUACAAGCCAGAGCAACCUCCUAGCUACAAGCCCCACCCCCAGCAGCAGCAUCCUAGCGACAAGCCCCAGCAGCAGCAUCCUAGCUACAAGCCGCAGCCCCAGCAGCAGCAACAUCCUAGCUACAAGCCCCAGCAGCAGCAACAUCCUAGCUACAAGCCCCAGCAGCAGCAGCAACAUCCCAGCUACAAGCCCCAGCAGCAGCAGCAACAUCCCAUUUACAAGCCCCAGCAGCAGCAACAGCCUAGCUACAAGCCCCAGCAGCAGCCCCAGCAGCCUUCUAGCUACAAGCCCCAGCAGCCUUCUAUCUACAAGCCCCAGCAGCCUUCUAGCUACAAGCCACAGGAGCCUAGCUACGACCAGCAGCAUCCUAGCUACAAGCCCCAGCAGCCGCAGCAGCAGCAGGAGCAGCAGCAGCAUCCUAGCGACAAGCCCCAGCAGCAGCAUCCUAGCGACAAGCCCCAGCAGCAGCAGCCUAGCUACAAGCCCCAGCAGCAGCAUCCUAGCUACAAGCCCCAGCAGCAGCAGCAGCAACAUCCUAGCUACAAGCCCCAGCAGCAGCAGCAACAUCCUAGCUACAAGCCCCAGCAGCAGCAGCAACAUCCUAGCUACAAUCCCCAGCCCCAGCAGCAGCAACAUCCUAGCUACAAGCCCCAGCAGCAACAUCCUAGCUACAAGCCCCAGCAGGAGCAACAUCCUAGCUACAAGCCUCAGCAGCAGCAGCAGCAACAUCCUAGCUACAAGCCCCAUCAGCAGCAGCAACAUCCUAGCUACAAGCCCCAGCAGCAGCAACAUCCUAGCUACAAGCCCCAGAAGCCUUCUAGCUACAAGCCACAGGAGCCUAGCUACGACCAGCAACAGCCCCAGCAGCAGCAUCCUAGCGACAAACCCCAGCAGCAACAUCCUAGCUACAAGCCCCAGCAGCAACAUCCCAUUUACAAGCCCCAUCAGCCUUCUAGCUACAAGCCACAGGAGCCUAGCUACGACCAGCAACAGCCGCAGCAUCCUAGCGACAAGCCCCAGCAGCAGCAGCAGCAGCGGCAUCCUAGCGACAAGCCCCAGCAGCAGCAGCAGCAGCAUCCUAGUGACAAGCCCCAGCAGCAGCAACAUCCCAGCUACAAGCCCCAGCAGCAGCAACAUCCCAGCUACAAGCCCCAGCAGCAGCAGCAACAUCCCAGCUACAAGCCCCAGCAGCAGCAGCAACAUCCCAUUUACAAGCCCCAGCAGCAGCAACAUCCCACUUACAAGCCCCAGCAGCAGCAGCAGCAACAUCCUAGCUACAAGCCCCAGCAGCAGCAGCAACAUCCCAUUUACAAGCCCCAGCAGCAGCAGCAGCAACAUCCCACUUACAAGCCCCAGCCCCAGCAGCAGCAGCAACAUCCUAGCUACAAGCCCCAGCAGCAGCAGCAACAACAUCCCAUUUACAAGCCCCAGCAGCAGCAACAUCCCAUUUAUAAGCCCCAGCAGCCUAGCUACAAGCCCCAGCAGCAGCAGCAGCAGCAACAUCCUAGCUACAAGCCCCAGCAGCAGCAACAACAUCCCAUUUACAAGCCCCAGCAGCAGCAACAUCCCAUUUAUAAGCCCCAGCAGCCUAGCUACAAGCCCCAGCAGCAGCAACAUCCUAGCUACAAGCAGUAACUCAGAAGUUUGCAUUCUGUACCUUUGCUUCAUUGAAAAUUCCAUCAAAUCCUUCAAUGAUAUAAAGUUCUCAAUUGUGUUCCUGCCAUGACAUGGUUCUACUGUCCAAAUUUGACAAAAGAAUAAAAAUAUCACUUUUAAAUGGUC